AUGGCUUCGCCCUCAGCCGCAGACUCUCCAGAAGAGGAGAGCACCGAUGUCCCCGAGGUGACGCAAGCAGAGACGAGAGUGGCCGUGUCGCGACUCCGGGCUAAGAACACAGCGCCCGGACCCGACGGAGUUCCUGGUCGAGCUCUCGUCCUGGCUCUGAAGGAGCUAGAGCCCCAGCUGAGAGGGCUCUUCACGGCAUGUCUCGAGCAGGGUCAGUUUCCCAGUGUGUGGAAGGAGGGGAGGCUGGUCCUGCUCAGGAAGGAGGGGCGCCCCGCGGACUCACCGUCCGCGUACCGGCCCAUAGUGCUGCUCGACGAGGCGGGCAAACUUCUUGAGCGUAUCAUCGCAGAUCGCCUCGUCGGCCACUUGUGCAGAGAGGGACCGGACCUGGACGAGAACCAGUUUGGUUUUCGUCGCGGGCGCUCCACCAUAGACGCUAUUACGCGCGUGAGGGCCCUGGCGGUGGAGACAGUAUCCCGGGGUGGGGUGGUGCUGGCGGUGUCUUUAGACAUCUCCAACGCCUUCAACACCCUACCCUGGAGUUGUAUUCGGGAGGCACUGAAUUACCAUCGCGUGCCUCCCUACCUCCGCCGCAUAAUAGGGGCUUACCUAGAGGAGAGAUGCGUUACCUAUUGGGGACGUGACGGCGCUGGUCGGCGCGUCAUGUCGUGCGGUGAUGAUCAUGGCUUUUGUUUUCUGCGGAGCAAAUUUAAGCUUGUUUUUGACUCCCCACCUCCGAACAUGUGCGAGGGCCGCAUUGGCCCGUUCCUGCACGUCCAGUGCUUUAUCUCCCGAGAAGAUCAGGACCACAUCAUCUGCGAAGGCCUGACAAUGUUCCCCUUUAUCGUUCAACUCUUGCAGUAG
Molecule: messenger RNA, 864 nt
Organism: Parnassius mnemosyne (clouded apollo)
Lineage: Eukaryota; Metazoa; Arthropoda; Insecta; Lepidoptera; Papilionidae
Source: the annotation of a GenBank genome assembly